Molecule: messenger RNA, 4366 nt
Organism: Podarcis raffonei (Aeolian wall lizard)
Lineage: Eukaryota; Metazoa; Chordata; Lepidosauria; Squamata; Lacertidae
Gene: KPNA1
Product: karyopherin subunit alpha 1
Exons: 13
Coding region: 6-1622 (538 amino acids)
Biological process (GO): postsynapse to nucleus signaling pathway; NLS-bearing protein import into nucleus
Cellular component (GO): cytoplasm; nucleus; nucleoplasm
Molecular function (GO): nuclear import signal receptor activity; protein binding
Source: RefSeq, a predicted model, not a curated record
AAAUCAUGACAACUUCAGGAAAAGAGAACUUCCGACUGAAGAGCUAUAAAAACAAGUCUCUUAAUCCUGAUGAAAUGCGCCGCCGGCGGGAGGAAGAGGGCCUCCAGCUACGGAAGCAGAAACGAGAGGAGCAGCUGUUUAAACGUAGAAAUGUUGCUACAGCUGAUGAAGAAGCGGAAGAGGAAGUUAUGUCAGAUGGCGGCUUCCAUGAAACCCAAAUGAAUAACAUGGAAAUGACUUCUAGUGCGGUGAUCACAUCUGAUAUGACUGAGAUGAUUUUCUCCAAUAGUCCAGAACAGCAGCUCUCAGCUACCCAGAAAUUCCGAAAACUUCUCUCAAAAGAACCAAAUCCUCCUAUAGACGAGGUCAUCAGUACACCAGGAGUCGUGCCCAGGUUUGUAGAGUUCCUCAAACGGAAAGAGAACUGCACUUUACAGUUUGAAGCUGCCUGGGUGCUGACUAACAUUGCCUCCGGAAAUUCCCUUCAGACUCGGAUUGUGAUCCAAGCAGGAGCUGUUCCUAUCUUCAUAGAGCUCCUCAGCUCAGAAUUUGAAGAUGUGCAAGAACAGGCUGUUUGGGCCCUCGGCAAUAUUGCAGGGGACAGUACUAUGUGUAGAGAUUACGUGCUGGACUGCAACAUCUUACCCCCUCUAUUGCAAUUGCUUUCCAAACAGAAUCGUCUCACCAUGACUCGGAAUGCUGUGUGGGCACUCUCUAAUCUUUGCAGAGGAAAGAAUCCUCCCCCAGACUUUGCUAAGGUCUCCCCCUGUCUGAGUGUGCUGUCAUGGCUGCUCUUUGUCAACGACACAGACGUCCUAGCAGAUGCUUGCUGGGCACUCUCAUACUUGUCUGAUGGACCCAAUGAUAAAAUCCAGGCUGUGAUUGAUGCAGGAGUAUGUAGGAGACUUGUGGAACUCCUGAUGCAUAAUGACUACAAAGUGGUAUCUCCUGCUUUGCGAGCAGUUGGGAACAUUGUUACAGGGGAUGAUAUCCAGACCCAGGUAAUAUUGAAUUGUUCGGCUCUGCAGAGUUUACUACACUUGCUUAGCAGUCCUAAAGAAUCAAUAAAAAAGGAAGCAUGUUGGACAAUAUCAAACAUCACAGCUGGAAACAGAGCGCAGAUUCAGACUGUCAUAGAUGCCAACAUUUUCCCAGCUCUGAUAAGUAUAUUGCAAACUGCCGAGUUUCGGACAAGAAAAGAAGCAGCUUGGGCUAUUACUAACGCAACAUCUGGUGGCUCUGCUGAGCAGAUCAAGUACCUGGUAGAACUUGGCUGCAUCAAACCACUCUGUGACCUCCUGACGGUAAUGGACUCGAAGAUUGUGCAGGUGGCUCUUAAUGGGCUGGAAAACAUCCUGAGACUGGGCGAGCAAGAAGCCAGGCGAAGUGGAACUGGCAUUAACCCAUACUGUGCACUCAUUGAGGAAGCCUACGGCCUGGAUAAGAUUGAAUUCCUCCAGAGUCACGAGAACCAAGAAAUCUACCAGAAGGCCUUUGAUCUGAUUGAGCACUACUUUGGGACAGAGGAGGAAGACAGCAGCAUCGCCCCCCAAGUCGAUCUUGGCCAGCAGCAGUACAUCUUCCAGCAGUGCGAGGCUCCCAUGGAAGGUUUCCAGCUGUGAGGCGCUCCUGUGCGCUGCGUUGCACUUGCCCAUCCAGCCCUAUUGUAGAGCUCUGAGUUGCCCACAGAGUGGUCCUGUUUUCCAUAAACCUGUGUGAGCUCAUUUGCUUGCUUUGCACACACGCUUCCUUACAAACACAACUGGAAAACGUUUGGCUCUUUGUUGUAGGACGCCACUUCGGUAAGGGCUUACCCUAGCUGCUGUGCCCAUCUCUCCAGAGCUUGGGCACUUCUGCAAAGAUGUCCGUUUUCCCCAAUGAAGUACACACUAAAGUGGUGUAAUCCUAGAUUCUAAAACAAGGGUGGAGUUUCCUUUGUGUGUCUGUGUGUGUGUUGCAGUGUUCUUGCUAUCGAGAAAGAGGAUUCGAGAGACUCUUCCUUUCCAGGCAGUCCUUGAGUGCCUGUCUCAUUGGAGGCUCACACAGAAUUUUGAAUGGUGGUGGUUCUGUGUGUGGCAGCUUGGGCUUCUGUUAAUCUAUAUAUAUGUAUGUAUACUAUAUAUAUACAUAUAUGAUACACAGAGAUACAGGAAGGAGCUCUCUGUUUCCUGCACUUACAGCCGCCAGUGAAUAAGCUGCUCCAGGUUCUUGGAACAAUGAACAGUUGACAGCAGGCAGGAUUCCUAUGCUGCCAUUUUGACUGCAUGGGGUUUGUUCUCUUCUGUCUGCAUGAGGAACGGAGCCCAUCUCUCUGUACCUCCCAUGGGGCAGCCAGGGCUCUUUUGAAGAUGUCUGAAAUCCUGUCAGGGAUAGAGGAACUGUUCCUGUCCAUCUGCCACAGCAUCAAUUGGCUCCCUCUACAUUCAGACUGAAAUCUCUUUCAAGUUUCGAAAGUGGUCCUCAUUAACAUGGUUCCUGCUGAGAAAUCCACGCUUGAGUUUUUGUAAACGUCUUGGUUGAACAGGGCUGUCUGUAAAUCACAUUCUGUUGUAAAUUCUUGAUAUGCUAAAAUAUUGAAGCAAAGAAGAUAAGUGGCUCCCUGGGCCACCUCUGCUAACGUGGACUGUAGCUUCUAAGUCAGGCCAGAAAGGGACACCUGGAUUCUAUAAACUUCACUUAAAGGCACAUAGAACGCUCUUAUGACUAAUGAAACCUAAGUUCUGAAAUCAUCUAAUAUUCUUGACUGACACCGCUCAUUUAAUCCUUAGUACAGCUGAUCUCUGGCCAAACGCCAUCACGUCAGCUUCCUGCAACAACCAGGGGUGUCGUCGUGCCAUCUCCAUGUCUGUAGAAUGCUCUCUUGACUAGCACCAAGAUGGCUCUCCGAUACGCUCGGACGGAAGACAUUGGAUAUGAACGCCAAUUGUUUUGAGCCUCUUCACCAAGUCCAAGGCCAGCCGACUCCGACAGCAUAGUCUUAAUUUAACUUGGCAUCAGCCAUGAUCAGCAGUGUUGUUCACUCUCUUGUGAAUGCAUGGAUCUUGCAGGAGGCUUGCACCCUGUUCCCUGACCGGGCGGCACCUUGAGUCAGUUUGACUUUCCAGGACUUGACCUUCCAUUACAAACAUUGUGAAUACAUAAUAAAUUCUGUUGUCAGAAUUGGUUUGACAAGAUUCUUCGUGUUAUAAUUAACGGAAGAAAACUGACAUCGCCUGCAACGAAAUAUACUUUGUCAACCUAUUAGGAGGUAUGGUCUCAUCAGUGUUCUUCUGUGUGACUGACCCUUCUCCUGAACACUUUGUAUCUAUGUCUGUGCUUUUAGGAUGGGAGCUCUCGCGGCUGCCAGUUCUGUGCAUUCUUCAUCAGCCUCCACCCUCUUAAGUUAACUUCCUCUAGUUUUGUGCUGCUUUAUGAAGAAGCAUCUCUAGGUUACCAUUUCAACUUCAGUUGUUUGUAACUUUAAAAUUAGGGCUGGGCUGAGAUGGGGGGGCGGGCAUGUGUUUCGCAAUAAACUUAUUUCCCAUUUUGGUUAUUGUUCUGGGGGAAAUUUAAAACUAGGCAAAAAAAGUUGGCCCCCUACUAUGAGAGAAGGGAAUCUGUGGCCUCUCUCUGAUUCGGCAUAGUGGGAUCAUCACGUAACCAAAUCCAGCAGGAUUGCCUGGAUUGAUGUUUAAAAAGGGGGGAAAGGCACCAAACCGCAGAUGGGAGAAAUAAUCCACAGUGAACAGGAAGCAAACAAUGUACAAGAAAGGUAAGCGAGGUGUGAGAAGAGUAGUUUCAUGGGGUGUAUUGUGGGCAAAAAAUGAAGUACAGUCUGGUUGGUUUGUUCUUUAAAUUAGGUGGCUAAUCUUUAUAACAACCUCAAUGUUGCCUUUAUAUCCCAUAGUAAACCAUGUUUCUUUAAGGGUGGUAGCAGCACUGAUGAAUAGCCAUCUUGUUUCAGCUUUCAGAUUUUUUUUGUGGCUGAGUUUUUUAAAGUGUAAAUUACUGAUGACAUGUCAUUUCUAUAAGAUUUGUUUCAAAUCAUGUACUUUAAUUGAUAGUUUUUUGGGGGGCAGCAAGCUGCAUAUUUUGUAAGCCAAUUUCAGUGAAGGGUGCAUGUGGUACAGAAAUGUCUCACAUGCACAAACACUGACAGUGUGUAUAUGUGUGUGCUUACCUAGAGUAUAUAUGCACAGGCACACUCCUCCAAUGUGUGUGCUAAUGUGUAUGUAUAUAUGUAUAUUUACACACAUCCUAUAUCUUUCUCACACCGAAAGUUUUUCUCCCAAGCUAGUGAGAACGUGGUGCAUUGGUGUUCCCGCUAGGAAAUAAUGAAUUCUCUCUUUAAAGGAGUGAAUUAAACCAUAAAUACAUAGAAGUGAAA